This is a messenger RNA of Menidia menidia (Atlantic silverside), 1137 nucleotides long. Lineage: Eukaryota; Metazoa; Chordata; Actinopteri; Atheriniformes; Atherinopsidae. The record is from the annotation of a GenBank genome assembly.
AUGGUGGACAAGAAUCGCCUCAAGGCCAUAUGGAAGUCUUUUUCCAUGGCCUCCCCAAACUCCUCCCACGCCCGGGGUUUUUGCCUCGGCGACCACCCGAGCCGCACGUCCCUUGGACUGCCGAUACCCAUCGGCCGCCUCUGGAGUCCCACAGGCCAAAAAGGCCCGUUAGGACUCUUUCUUCAGCUUGACGGCAUCCCUCACCGCCGGUGUCCACCAGCGGGUUCGACGUUUGCCGCCACGACAGGCACCGACAGCCCUGCGACCGCAGCUCUGGGAGGCCGCGUCAUUGAUGGAGGCGCGGAACAUGGCCCACUCGGACUCAAUGUCCCCCACCUCCCCUUGAACGUGCUCGAAGCUCUCCCGGAGGUGGGAGUUAAAGCUCCGCCUAACAGGGUACUCCGACCCUCAGAAUGCGUUUGGGCGUCCCGGGUCUCACCGGCAUCCUGCCCCACCAUCGGAGCCAACUCACCACCAGGUCGUGGUCAGUGGAAAGCUCCGCCCCCCUCUUUACCCGAGUGUCCAAAACAUGCGGCCGCAGAUCAGGCCAUAGUCAAGAGCCUUGUAGAUCAUGAUGCCCAGAGACUCGAUCACCUGAAAGGGGCAAAGAAUACAAUCACCACAACAGGAAUUACAAUGGAACCACUCACCUCAGAGGUUGUGGAAGGGCUGUAUUUACCUGUAAAGAAACAAGCCAAAAGGGUCUUACAUAAGGAGGUCUUUACCUUGGCAGCUCUGGGGGUCCACCGUCACAGACCCGUCUCGCCGGAUCCGGACGCUCCCCGGGCCCGCGAUGCGCGGCGGAGCUCCGGCCACCGGAGCUCCGGUGGCGGUCGGCGGAGCUCCGGGGGCCGCGGCCGGGGAGCCCCUCCUGCCCCGGUGCGCCUCGGCCAGCGUCCGGCAGCACUGGUAGCACACGGCCCACGCCUGCUCCUCGUUGAUGGGCUGGCUGUAAAGCUUGAGAAUCUCCUCCAGGGAGAGGUCCUCCGCUCCGCCGGCGUCCCCCGGUGGAUUCAUCCCCCGAUUCGGCGCCUCGUCGCGGGCGUCUUCCCCGGCAGCCUCUCCCGGUCCUCCGCGGUCUCCGGCGGUGCGCCGCGCGGCCAUCCUCUCAUUCUACCCGCGCCGGAGGCCCGAUGA